UGUGUUGCUAAAAGUUUACAAACUUGCUUCUAUAAUUAUAAAACUUAUCUAAGAUUAUAAAUAAUUAUUUCAUACAUUAAUACAAGAUAUCAAUUUCUGCAAUUUUAACAUAAUGUGAUAAAGAAGAAAUAAGUGGUGUUAUAUAAAAGACAACAGAUAAAACAGCUGAUGUUAACAUCACAAUCUUUAUAGCAGUUUUUUUCGUUUGCUAUCAGCGUUUCAAUGUCGCAAAGACACGCUCCUGAGAUACUACGUUUCUUAAUUCUGACCCGUGAUUCAAAUUAAAUCUGCAAUUUAAUUUGCAAAAUGUCGACUGACACAUACAACAAAGUGACACAUUGUAUUUUUGACAUGGACGGUUUGUUGCUUAAUACAGAAUACUUGUACACUGAGGCUUUUAACCGUAUCACAAAUCGCUACGGCAAGGAAUUCACAUGGGAGCAUAAGGCGCAAACAAUGGGUUUCAAGACCAAAGACGUCGCCGGUUACGUAGUAAAAACGUUAGAGCUACCAUUAACAGUGGACGAAUUUAAAGAAGAGAUCACCGGAAUUUAUCGGGAGUUGUUUCCACACACUAGUCCUAUGCCAGGUGCCGUACGUCUCCUAAAGCACUUGAAAGAAAACGACAUUCCAAUUGCAUUAGCUACAUCUUCGGAUCGUGAGAACUAUGAGCUAAAAACUAGACAUUGGCACGAUCUCUUCGGACUCUUUCACCACAGAGUGCUUGGCGGCUCAGAUCCUGAAGUCGCUCACGGAAAGCCGGAACCUGAUGUAUUUCUCAUAGCCGCCAAGCGUUUUCCCGACAAUCCAGAUCCUUCAAAGUGUUUGGUCUUCGAAGAUGCACCAAACGGCGUGCAAGCGGCACUAAACGCCGGAAUGCAAGUCGUUAUGAUACCAGACUCAAUGCUUCCUAAACGUUACACGAAGCAAGCUACCCUUGUACUAGACAGUCUCGAGAAUUUUCAACCAGAAAAAUUCGGGCUUCCGCCGUAUGUAACAUAGUACGUCUACUUUUCAAUUUAUCACGUACAACACGGAAUUCAGAAGUAAUUUUUUUAUCUUAUAUAAAAAUAAAGGUAACUUAUUUUUUAAAUGUUUCUAUUU
Messenger RNA from Pseudomyrmex gracilis, 1104 nucleotides. RefSeq names its product pseudouridine-5'-phosphatase-like. The transcript has 4 exons. The coding region runs from base 307 to 1002 and encodes 231 amino acids. NCBI's taxonomy places the organism in Eukaryota, Metazoa, Arthropoda, Insecta, Hymenoptera, Formicidae. Gene Ontology annotation, molecular function: phosphatase activity. The record is from RefSeq and is a predicted model, not a curated record.